Molecule: messenger RNA, 5637 nt
Organism: Colletotrichum aenigma
Lineage: Eukaryota; Fungi; Ascomycota; Sordariomycetes; Glomerellales; Glomerellaceae
Gene: apsA-0
Product: Anucleate primary sterigmata protein A
Exons: 3
Coding region: 1-5637 (1878 amino acids)
Biological process (GO): maintenance of protein location in cell cortex; microtubule cytoskeleton organization; establishment of mitochondrion localization
Cellular component (GO): mitochondrion; cell cortex
Molecular function (GO): phospholipid binding; tubulin binding
Source: RefSeq, a predicted model, not a curated record
AUGGCUACUUCACUCGCCGUCGAUAAACCACAUUUGCCGCCCGGCGAUGCGGAUGCGAACGACCCCUUCGUCUCUCCCCCGGGUCCCGCCAACCAGCGAUACUCUGGAUACGACAGCCAAUUCUUCGCACUCGGCCCCGGCGCAUCGCCCGACCAGGCCAAGCGCGCAUUGCAAGCACACAUCGCCGACACCGAACGUCGCCUAGAUGAGGCCGGAAAGCUGGGAACAGCUUUGGUUCAGCAGCGCAAGGAGCUUGCCGAGCGCUUGAAGGAGGUAGAGGAGCAGCAGACUGAAGGAAAGCUCACACCAGACCUGCGCUCAAAACUAGUCGAAAUCGAAAAGGAAUUCAAUGAUGUCGCCCGAGAGACUGCACGGGCAUUUUUGCCCAAGCAAAGGGUACCCAGCAACGAGGCUGCUGGAGGUUCGCCCUAUGUUCCGGACGGCAAGAUGGGAAGACGCUCCGUCAGCCCCUCAAAGUUCGAGAACAUCGCCACAGGCUCGCCCUCCAAGUUGGGUGUACCAAAUCGCAAAGUCCGCAACCAGCCUUCAAGUCGCAUACACGAUAUCGAGUUCGCCGCCGAAAUCAGCACUUCGCUUAUCGCACAAGUCCGCAACCUUCAGUCCCUCCUCGCCGAAAAGGAUGAGGAGCUCAAAGACACCAAGGCCGAAAAGUCAAGGCUAGAAAUCGAGACGGAGAGCUUUCAGCAGCGCGUGAAGACACUAGACGAGAGCGAAAACAGGUACAAAGAUGAGAACUGGAACCUCGAGACACAGGUACACGACUUGGUCGCUGCCCAGAAGGAUGCCGCCGAUCGCGAAAAGAAGUUGACGCAAAGUCUCAAUGUCCUGCAAGCAGAGAAAAAUUCGGCGCAGAAGGAGCUCGACGAGGCUAAGGUCUCUAUCGCCAAGCUGACCGAGGAGCACGAGAGAUUCGCCAGGCAUCUUGACCUCGACUUGACAACGGCCAAGAAGAAUGCCGCCGUCGCCGAGACGGAAAGAAACGCGCUGCAGCGCAAGGUCGAUGACCUGAUGAGCCAGAACCAAGAGCUUGCCAGAGCCAUCUCCUCUCAACGUGGACGCCUGUCUGACCGCGAUUUCGGUCGUCUCCCUAGUGACGAAGACCUGGACAGCGGAGCGGACGGCUUCACCCCCGAGCACUCACCGCCGCCGUCCCCAAUCAAGGGAACUCCCCGCCACGCCAUGCUCGAGUCCGAGACUCUCAAGAGCUCUCUUCUGCACGCUCAGCGCACCAUUCAGAGCCAGAAGACGGUCAUCCACCGCGAGAAGACUGAGAAGCUCGAGCUUAAGCGACUGCUUCAGGACACCCGCGAUGAGUUGGAGAAGCUUCGCACCGACGCCGCUCCUGCUCCCGCUCGCCGCAACCGCAAGGUCGAGUCUAGAGAGUUCAAGAAGCCUUCCCGCGGACUGCUUGGAGGUCACCGUCACAGCCGCAAUGAGAUCUACACCGACGACGCUGAGUGGGAGGAAGCUACAGAAAUUGGCAGCCCCAGAACAUCGCCUACCUCUUACUCGACCUCGACUGUUCGCAGACCCGGCAGCAGGAUGCAGAUCACGGACACCAGUGAUCAGUUCGACACAGCCAAUGAGACUAGCGAUGCCGCCUUCGAGACCGCGAACGAGCGGGGAACUGAGACUGAGGACUUCCAGACCGGCGCCGAGGAUCUCUCCGGUUCUGAUUCCGGAACCGAGACUGAGAGCCCGUCCAAGGGCCGCGAGCUCCGCCAGAACUUCGCGCUUAGUGGUGGUCGCAACUCCUACGACAGCACUGCAUCGACCUCAGCGGAUGAAGACGACGACUAUGUCGAGUACGUGCGAACACCGACAUCGCAACACUCUCAUCAACGCAUGCGCGUCAAGCUUAGCCGGGGACUUCUCAACCGCCGCUCUAGGCAGGCGAGCGAGGAGCCAGCCUACCAAAGCAGCCCGGCCAGCGCCGCCACCGGCAGCGCUGCUGGAACACCUCAAGCUGGUGGUCAAAGCCUGUUUGCUGAGCUUGCUGAGCUCGAGACCAGCGAUGCCGAGUCCGUCGAAGGCACUCCCAGCCGCGCGAGAUCUGCUACCCCGAGUGCUGAUUCGGAGGUUUCUCAAGCCACGACGACCAUUCCCUCGUUGUCUCUCACCACUCCCGACACCAGCGGCAUGACGGACCCCGUCAAGAGGCCAGCUGCUCCCAGACCUGCUAUGGUUGAUUCCGGAAUGAUGACUGAGCCGAUGGUCCGCUCUCCUCCGAUGUCACCCGUCAGCGUUGUCCACGAUGACCGAGAUAUCCCAUCACUUGGUUCUUUGGUGGCCGCAAACCAGAUCUCCGACGGACUCAAGUCUCGGCCGCUGUCCACGAUUUCCUACAGCGAUGCAGGCGCUCAGUACGACAUGGACGAGAAGCUCGCGCAGUUCCCUAUGCCGCCAUCCCCCGACAAGCAGUUCGUCCUGCCGCCACUGCCCGAGCUUAGCAUGUCUUCAAUCGAUAUUCAGGACAUCGAACCCGUCGUGGAGCCUGAGACGCCUCUGCCGGCGCCAGCCCCGCUCACUAUGACAUCGAUUGUGUCUGAGGCGGUUGAACCCAAGGCUGAGCCUGAGAUCGUGCCUCCAGCCCCUGUCUUGGCCUACACCCCUCUUGUCUCGGAGGUUGUUGAGCCCAAGGCUGAACCUGAGGUGCCGCCUCCCACGCUGAGCAUCUCAUCCUUCCUUUCCGAGGCGGUUGAGCCCAAGGCGGAGCCGGAGGUGCCACCUCCAGUGUUGAGUCUUUCUGCACUCCACGCACACAACCUCGAGCCCGUGGCCGAGCCACCGGUUCUCCCGCCGGCACUCAGCCUGUCUGCGCUGCAAGCUCAUGACAUCGAGCCAAUUGCGGAGCCUGAAGUUCCUCCUCCAGCUCUCAGCCUUUCGGCCUUGCAUUCCCACAACCUGGAGCCGGUUGCUGAACCCCAGGUCCUUCCUCCAGCUCUGAGCCUUUCUGCUCUUUACGCACAUAACCUCGAGCCCAUCGCCGAGCCCGAGGCUGUGGUUCCUACGCCCGACCUCACCAUGUCUGCUCUUGUGUCUGAGGACAUUGAGCCAAAGGCUGAGCCCGAGUCCGAGGCCGUCAGGGCCGUGCCCGCACCUAUCCCGGUUCCGACGCCGGCGCCGGCUCCAAUUCUUAGUCUCUCGUCCAUUGCCUCAGAGCACGUCGAGCCCAAGGCCGAGCCCGAAGUCGUUCAGGAGACUCCUGUUCUCAGCCUCUCUGCGCUCUAUGCCCACAACCUUGAGCCUAGAGCAGAGCCUGCCGUUUUGCCUCCUGCCCUCACUCUGUCGUCCAUUGUGGCGGAGAAUGUCGAGCCCAAGGCAGAGCCCGAGAUCGUUCCUCAGUUGGCGUUCUCGUCAAUCGCGGCCGAGAACAUUGAGCCGAGGGAGGAGCCUGAGAUCAUCCCUGCUCCGCCAACUCUCAGCCUCACAGCGAUUGCCUCUGAAGACAUCGAGCCCAAGGCUGAGCUCCCCCCGACUCUCACCUUGUCUUCGCUCUCAUUCGCCAACAUUAUGCCUCUUGCUGAGCCUGAGGUACUGCCACCGCCGCCUCCUGCGCUUAGCCUUUCGUCCAUCGCGUCGGAGAACAUUGAGCCGAAGGCUGAGCCCGAGGUCCUCGCGACUCCCCCUGCCCUGGCGUACUCCAACAUUCACUCCCAGGCCGUGUCGCCCCGCGCCGACCCCGUCCCCUCCUUGGACUUCUCUACGCUUCUCUCCCAGCAAGUCGAGCCUGUUCAGUCGCCUGAGGCCAAGAUUCCCAAGCCCAACUUCGCGUUCUCGAACAUUGAGUCGAUCGAAACUCACCCAAUCUCGCCUCGCAGCCCCAAGCGGGACGGCUUCAUCAUCCCUGCCGACAUGGAAUCGCCAUUCGAUGAGGAUGUGCCCAGAACGCCCAAGAACGGCCUCAUGGGCUCUGUUUUCGGUCGCGGCAAGAGCAAGGCCCAGGCCGACCCCAUCAUUGCGGAGGACGAGACCCGACAAUCCCCUAGUGAGGUUCGACCGUCUGAGACACCUGAGUCUCAGCGGCCCUUCAAGGAGAUCUCGACCAACGCCAACGGUCGCCCUGCCCGCAAGGCCACGAUCCAGACGACUGACAUGGGCGCCCAGACUUCGCUCACAGCUGAGGCAAUCGAUGAGAUGCUCUUGGCCAAGGCUCAGCCUGUCGAGGCUCAGGACAAGUCGUCGGUUUUCAUUGGCACUCCCAACUCUUCGGGCACUGUUCGCAUUCGCCGCCCGUCUCACGACAGCCUCAGCAGCAUUUCCACCGAGCAAAAGAUGGGAAGACCAAGCAGUGCUAGCAGCAACCGCAUGCUUAACCAGCCGCUCCCACCGCUGCCGACGGGCCACAAGGAGGCUAUCGAGGCGGCAAGGACUGGCUCCAGAGCUGGAUCGUCACAGGGAAGCAUGGGCCCCCCUCUGUGGCCCGCUUCUGCCAUGAGGAGCCAACGACCGCAAACCCCUAACGGCGGACGGCCGCAGUCUCCCCUGUCAAUUGUCACCAAGAACUCGGCUACUCCUCGCAUGGCUCGGGCUGGUCCUUCAUACGGAACCGCCGAGGUUGCUGUUCAGUCCCCGACUAAGCUGUCGACCAUGAGCAGACAAUCAUCGGUGUCCUCCUUCGUCUCCGAGAUUGACCAUCGCUUCAACCCUCGUAACGAGCUGGGUGGCAUGGACCCAUCUGGAUUUGGCGCCAACACCGACCCUCGCAUGAUCCAGGCCAUCACUUCCACCAUGAUUGGAGAAUACUUGUGGAAGUACACCCGCAAGGCUGGCCGUGGAGAAAUCUCCGAACACAGACACAGACGGUACUUCUGGGUCCACCCAUACACUCGCACCUUGUACUGGAGCGACCGUGACCCGGCAGCUGCCGGUCGAUCUGAGCUCCGUGGCAAGAGUGUCCCGAUUGAGGCUGUUCGUGUGGUGACGGACGACAACCCCAUGCCCCCCGGCCUCCACCGCAAGAGUUUGAUUGUUAUCUCUCCUGGCAGAACGAUCAAGUUUACAUGCACAACCGGCCAGAGACACGAGACAUGGUUCAACGCUCUGUCUUACCUCUUGCUCCGCACAGCCGAUGAGGGCCAGUCUGACGUCGAAGAGAUGGCUGGGCACAUUACCCAGGCCGAUGUGGACGAGUUCAACCCCCAGUUUGGCCGUCGCACCAACUCCACGGCUCGCCCACGGCCGCCUCCAUCCGUGUCCUCGUACAACUCGAGGACGACCCGCAACCAGUCCCCUGCGAUUGACAUGUCGAUGAAUGUCCCUACUCUGACCCCCAACAAGGGUCAGGCCCAGAGACCUUCCAUUGGGACCCUGGGAAGGAUCAGCGGCUACUUUAACACCUUCUCCAGCAUGAGGAGCCGCAGUGGAGUUGCCCCCAACUCCAGCAUUUACGAGGCCAGCGAGGUGCACGAUAGUGCGGAGGACCUCCGGGAAAUUAUUGAGAGACAAGAUCGGGAUGCCGACCGACUGGAGAACGUGCGCGCCUGCUGCGAUGGCAAGCACGACGUUGGUACACUUCAUCACCACUCUAAGAGAGGCCAGCCUUCUGGCUCCCACUCCCACUCUCAACCCGGACGUUCUGCGUCUGCCAUGAGCACCUUAAGGUCGCGAGCCUAA